GACGAGUACUUCUGAGUUUGGUUUUUUUUAUUUCGAAAUUUUGAUAUAUCCAGCUCAAAUCUUCUGCAAUUUCGUUGAAGUUCAUCAAAAUAUGGAAGACUAUGGUUAAGUUGUCUGGGAUUUUGCUGUACAGGGCCAAAUUUAGGAAAUCAAAUCCAAUCACAUCUCAGACGGCUCAUUUCAGAGCUCUCUCUGCACUACACUGCAUUGCACAGCACAUGGAGCCAGUGAAGAAUCUUCCAUAGAUCACAGACAUUCUCUUGAAAAUGACUGAAUUCUCAACCCCCAAGAUGAUGAUUGUUGGUGAAAAGUUUGAGUGGCCCUUGUGUUCUGUACAGAAUAAACGAAGCUUGCUUUAUUGAAUAGUCAGAACCGUUAUGCAUUAGUCCAAUAGUGCGGAAAAAGUUGUGGGGAACUGAAGAUAGGAGCCAGUAGUGAUAGGCGGUCUUCAUUGGAAUUCAUUGAUUUCUUGAUAUAUGGUCUCAAUUUGAGCCUUGCUUGGGAGGUGGGUUUCGGAAGAAGAGUGAGAGAUGGGAGCAGCAGGGGGAGAGGAACUUGUGCAAGGGCCGAGUGGACGUGUGGAGAAAAUUUUUGUUUCGAUUAGGCUGAGGCCAUUGAAUGAGAAGGAGAUUGCAAGGAAUGAUGUGUCGGAGUGGGAAUGCAUCAACGACAACACUAUCAUAUACAGGAAUAACCUUUCAGUUUCUGAGCGGUCCAUGUACCCAACUGCGUAUACAUUUGACAGAGUAUAUAGGAGUGAUUGUUCCACAAGGCAGGUAUACGAAGAAGCAGCCAAGGAAGUUGCACUUGUAGUUGUCAGUGGUAUAAAUGCAAGUAUUUUUGCAUAUGGACAAACAAGCAGCGGAAAGACAUAUACGAUGAGUGGAAUUACUGAGUACGCUGUAGCAGAUAUAUAUGACUACAUGGGGAAGCACAAUGAAAGAGACUUUCUUUUGAAGUUCUCUGCUUUGGAGAUUUACAAUGAAUCUGUCAGGGACCUCCUAAGCGCAGAUAGUACCCCGUUAAGACUUCUUGAUGAUCCAGAGAGAGGGACAACUGUUGAGAAACUCACAGAGGAAACUCUGAGGGACUGGAACCAUUUUAAAGAACUUCUCGCUGUCUGUGAAGCUCAAAGACAAAUUGGGGAGACAUUCCUGAAUGAAGCAAGCUCCAGAUCUCAUCAGAUUCUCAGACUGACAAUUGAAAGUUCAGCACGUGAGUUUCUUGGCAAUGACAAGUCAAGCUCCCUUGCGGCUACUGUGAAUUUUGUUGACCUUGCAGGAAGUGAGCGUGCAUCUCAGUCAUUAGCAGCUGGUACAAGGUUGAAAGAAGGUUGCCACAUAAAUCGCAGCUUGUUAACUCUGGGAACUGUUAUCCGUAAGCUCAGCAAGGGAAGAAAUGGACAUGUUCCUUUUAGAGAUUCGAAGCUAACCCGCAUACUGCAGUCCUCUUUAGGAGGCAAUGCUAGAACUGCCAUCAUCUGUACCAUGAGCCCUGCACGAAGUCAUGUUGAGCAAUCAAGAAACACUCUCUUGUUUGCAAGUUGUGCUAAAGAAGUGGCAACUAAUGCACAGGUCAAUGUAGUCAUGUCAGAUAAAGCAUUGGUAAAGCAUUUGCAGAGAGAAUUGGCUAGAUUGGAAAGUGGAAUGAGAAGUUCAGGACCAACUUCUGUUACAACUGACUCUGCUGCUUUGCUUAGAGAAAAGGACCUUCAGAUUGAAAAGCUGAAGAAAGAGCUAAAGGAGCAGACUCUGCAACUAGACCUUGCUCAAUCUCAGGUUAAGGAUCUCCUACGACUGGUUGGUGAUGAUAGACCUGCAAUAACACUGGCAGAUCAAGAUCAUCAUUACCCCAAAUUGCGAGUACGAACUUCAUGGGACUCUGAAAAUCAAAUAUCUGAGACACCUGCUUCGGCAGAUUCUCACUGCCUUGAUGUUGGUGUCAGAUCUUUUGAUGCAUCUGAAUAUUCAGAUGGACACAGUAGGACUAGUUCUGAUGAGAACUUAUUCCACCUUCCUGACUUAAAAGAGAAUUUUUUGCAAACCCAUACCUCCCCACGCUUGUCAGUUACUAUUCCUAAUUUUGUUGGAAUCGAUCAGUAUCAAGGGGCGACUGAAGAACAGACUGAUGAAAAAUCAGAGGAUCUUUGCAAGGAAGUUCGAUGCAUAGAGAUGGAAGAGCCAAUCACAAACAGAUACAGAGAGUCAAAUAUGUCAGAUUCUAGCCCAAACGGAUACAUAAACACAAAUAUGUUAGAUUCAAGCCCGAAGAGAUACUUAAAAUCAAAUAUGUUUGAUUCAAGCCUGAACAAAUACGUAAACUCAAAUACAUUGUCUCCUGUAGCAAACACAGCUACCUCAGGAGUGACAGUGGUUGAGAAUGGAGAUAAAGCAACUCAAGAGUUGGGGUCACCCCUGUUGAAGGAAGAUAAAGAGUUAAGUAGCUUUCUUCCAAAUUUUGUUGUUCCAUCCCCCGAAAAGCCUUCUCCAUGGUCAGUGGAAAAAGAUAUGCCUACCUUUAGAUGCUUGAGAUUAACUCGAAGUAGUAGUUGUAAAGAAAGUCUUAUGACUAGUUUGUCUUCGCCUUGGUUUGAUGAGGUAGAAAAGCACGUGAGCACACCACCAAUUGGGUUUGAGAAAGAAUUCAUUGGAAGACCUGAGGGUCUUCAGAUGAAGCUUUCUACCUUGAAGUAUGAAGCCAUUGGUGACAGGUUAUCAAGAAGUAAUUCUCAGACUUCGGCAGGGAGUGCUUCUGUGAACGAGCUUGAAGUGCAGGAUGCCAAAAGUCCAAGUGAUGAGAACAGUACCAGCAGAUGCACGUCGACUGCAGGAGCAAAUGAAAUGUCCGAUCUUCAGUGUGAGAAUCAACAUGCUGACCAUGUGGUACUGGAGAUAGAACCAAAGCCCAUAGCUUCCAAAAAGAACGUAAAAGAUGUUGGCUUGGACCCUAUGCAAGAUGAUACAACAAGUCCUUCAAAUUGGCCUUCAGAAUUCAAGAGGCACCAAAGGGAGAUUAUCGAACUUUGGCAUGCUUGCAACAUCUCAUUGGUUCACAGGACCUACUUCUUCCUGCUAUUUAAAGGUGAUCCAACAGAUUCUAUUUACAUGGAAGUAGAGCUCAGGCGGCUCUCCUUCCUCAAGGACAUUUUUUCUCGAGGUUCUCAAACUGUGGAAGAUGGUCAUACUCUGACACCCACUUCUAGCUUGAAGGCUCUACAACGCGAGAGGCAGAUGCUGAGUAAGCAAAUACAGAAGAGGCUCUCUAAACAAGAUAGACAGAACCUCUUCCUUAAGUGGGGUAUUGGUUUAAAUGCACAGCAUAGGAGGCUGCAAUUGGUGCACCGCUUGUGGAGUGACACAAAAGAUAUGAACCACAUCGCAGAGAGUGCCAGCGUUGUUGCAAAGCUUGUUGGUUCUGUUGAGCCAGGGCAGGCUUUCAAGGAGAUGUUUGGGCUCAACUUUACACCCCGGCGAUCGAGCCGGAAAUCUCAUAGUUGGAAACCCAAUGUCAAGCAUCUCCUGUAAGCUUGUUUCUGGAGCCCUAUACAGAAAAUUCGUGUGGAUAUGGAGUGAUUCUGACGGCUCCAUUUUAUAUAUAGUUGAUCAUGAGAGCUAGUUAUAACAAAUCUUCACCUUUAAUGUUUUCUGAUUCUGUCUGCAGUUGAAUGUAAGAAAGCUUGUAAAUUUGCUUAGAUUAGAAAUAUGUAUAACGGUACUGCUUAUGCUUUCCUCGUUUAUUGUAAAGUAGCCUCUCCCAUUUCUAAUAUCAAGCUGGAAACAUAUGGGAGAGUGUUUUA
This is a messenger RNA of Alnus glutinosa, 3796 nucleotides long. Its product is annotated as kinesin-like protein KIN-7H. Lineage: Eukaryota; Viridiplantae; Streptophyta; Magnoliopsida; Fagales; Betulaceae. Bases 531 to 3524 code for a protein of 997 amino acids. Gene Ontology annotation, molecular function: microtubule binding; microtubule motor activity; ATP binding. The record is from RefSeq and is a predicted model, not a curated record. The transcript is spliced from 14 exons. Gene Ontology annotation, biological process: microtubule-based movement.